AUGCCGAGUGACAUAAUUCUCCCGCCUGCAGGAAUCCGCGAGGUCAUCGAAACAACCGCUGGCUACAUUGAUCGCAAUGGCGUCGUAUUCGAAUCCCGUCUCCGCGAUAAGGAGCACAAAUCCCCCAAGUUCUCCUUCCUGUUCCAAGGCGACGCAUACUUCCCCUACUACCAAUGGCGGCUUCGAGAGAUCGGGAACGGCAGAGGUACUGAUGUUUCAGCAGGACGAGUCGGAGAAGCGUCCAAGGAGGCGGAAAAGUCAAAGGGCCCUGUACAGCCGCCCGACUUCGAGUUCUCGGCCCGCAUGCCCAACAUGAACGCGAAGGAUCUCGAUAUCGUGAAGUUGACGGCCAGACACGCCGCCGGGAGGGGCCGCGCAUGGGUAACGGCGCUGUCGCAGCGUGAGAACGGAAACCCUCAAUUCGACUUCCUCCGCCCGCAGCACAGCCUGCACCAAUUCUUUACACGCCUCACGGCUCAAUACGCCGAUCUGAUGAACGCUGGAAGCCAGGACGACGGCCGGAUUGAGAAAGCGCGUGAUGCGCGGCUGGAGCACAACGUCCGAGAUCCCUACCAAAUUCUCGAACAAGCCAAGCAGAGAGCCGAGUAUGUCAGGUACCAAGCACUGCAGAAGCAGCAGGAGGAGGAACAAGCUGAGAAGGACAAGAUGGAGUUUGCCCAGAUUGAUUGGCACGAUUUCGUCGUUGUGGAAACUGUCGAGUUUACGGAAGCCGACGAACAGGCGGACCUCCCGCCGCCAACUUCGAAAAGCGACCUACAGUCCGCUUCGCUCGAACAGAAGGCCAUGAUGUCGCUCAACCAAUCGAAUAUGCGCAUCGAAGAAGCCAUGCCAGGCGAAGAGACGUACUACGUGCCACAUGCGCCACAUGCGCCAGCGGCCCAGAUGCCUCCCCCACAACCAAAUUGGCAAUCUCAGCGAUCAGAACCAGAACCCAUGGAGUACAAGUCGCAGGCUCAACAAGCUCAAGAGGAUGAAGAUGAGCGCCGGAUUCGCGAACGCCAAGAGGAGCGGGAGAAGGCAGCGCAGGCGCAAGCAGCUGCGAAAGGUGUCGGUGGACCUAUGCGUAUCAGGAACGACUACACUCCUCGCGCGCAAAUUCGAAAGCAGAACGUCGGGCUGGCUUUAUGCCCCAAUUGCAAACAGCAAGUGCCUUUCACCGAGCUCGAAGAGCAUAUGCGAAUCGAACUCCUCGAUCCACGCUGGAAGGAGCAGAAGGCCCGUGCUGAUGCCCGUUACUCCACGACGAACCUAUCUACCGCAGAUGUCGCAAACAACCUCAAGCGUCUUGCAAGCCAGAGAAGCGACGUAUUCGACGGGGUCACAGGUCUACCUAUAUCUGAGGAAGAGGCCGCACGGAGGAAGAAGGCUGCAACGAGCUAUGAUGGCCAGCCAGAAAGCAAGGAUGCCGCUCGUAUUGCGCAGAUGCACAGCUUGAACAUUGAGGAGCAACUCAAGCAGAUCAAGCAAAAGUUCACCUCGUGA
Messenger RNA from Mytilinidion resinicola, 1503 nucleotides. Its product is annotated as putative pre-mRNA splicing factor. The record is from RefSeq and is a predicted model, not a curated record. Gene Ontology annotation, cellular component: U2-type prespliceosome; catalytic step 2 spliceosome; U2 snRNP. NCBI's taxonomy places the organism in Eukaryota, Fungi, Ascomycota, Dothideomycetes, Mytilinidiales, Mytilinidiaceae. Gene Ontology annotation, biological process: regulation of alternative mRNA splicing, via spliceosome; mRNA cis splicing, via spliceosome. Gene Ontology annotation, molecular function: RNA binding. The transcript is spliced from 2 exons. The coding region runs from base 1 to 1503 and encodes 500 amino acids.